AAGCAGACUGGCUAAAUGUAUAAGCCCGAUACACUAACACGGCGCGGCAGUCUGAGAUCCCUGCGCAGCGCACCGCUGCUCAGUACGGUGCUGGAGAGCACGCUCUCGCUGACCCGCAUCCAUCCGAUUGCUUCGCUGGAGCUGCCCGGCCUCGAUUAUGCAGUGCAAUCGCAGUCAGCCAUUGGCGGCAUUCAUCAUCGUGAAUUAGGCACCUCCCUACGCAGCGGCAUCGCAGCGAUCACCGCAGCCAGCGCCAGUGGCAUCUCUCAAUCCCAGAGCGCGCUGCUCGGACGUUACGGUCCAAACGCCUCAAUACGCAACAGCGAAAGAAAGAUUGUCCAGCCGAAACGCGUUCUAUCGCGCAAGCUAAAGCCACAUCUGGUCGCCGACACCGUUAAGCAGUAUAUAAGUCGGGCGCAACGACCAACAAAAAAGGGUUCUCAAGAGCAACAAAAUAACAUGGAGUUUUUACGUGGUGUCUAUGCGUUUAUGCAAGUGAGUAGAUCAUCGGUGUCUCAUGUCAAAAUCGAUUCACCUGUUUUUCGCCUGCACACAAACGCAACGGUUAUUUUACUGAUCACAUUCUCGAUUGCUGUGACAACGCGGCAGUACGUAGGAAACCCCAUAGACUGUGUACACACAAGAGACAUUCCCGAAGAUGUUCUCAACACAUACUGUUGGAUACACUCAACGUAUACAGUUGUGGAUGCGUUUAUGAAAAAGCAAGGUUCCGAGGUGCCUUUUCCUGGAAUUCACAAUUCACAGGGGCGUGGCCCUCUUACAAUAAAGCACACAAAAUAUUAUCAAUGGGUAGCGUUUACACUAUUUUUUCAGGCAAUCUUAUUUUACACACCAAGAUGGCUGUGGAAGUCUUGGGAGGGUGGCAAAAUUCAUGCGCUCAUCAUGGACUUAGAUAUAGGCAUUUGUUCCGAAGCCGAGAAAAAACAAAAAAAGAAAUUACUUUUAGAUUAUUUAUGGGAAAAUUUAAGAUAUCACAAUUGGUGGGCGUACAGAUACUACGUGUGUGAACUGCUCGCCCUAAUAAAUGUGAUAGGUCAAAUGUUUCUUAUGAAUCGAUUUUUCGAUGGCGAAUUUAUGACAUUUGGCUUGGAUGUGAUAGAUUAUAUGGAGACCGAUCAGGAAGAUCGCAUGGAUCCGAUGAUUUACAUAUUUCCCAGAAUGACCAAAUGUACAUUUUUUAAAUAUGGUUCAAGUGGGGAGGUGGAAAAACACGACGCCAUUUGCAUUUUACCAUUAAAUGUUGUUAAUGAGAAAAUUUACAUUUUCCUUUGGUUUUGGUUUAUAUUAUUAACGUUACUCACAUUAUUAACGCUAAUAUACAGGGUGGUUAUUAUAUUCUCGCCUCGAAUGAGGGUCUAUUUAUUUCGAAUGCGAUUUAGGUUAGUGCGUCGUGACGCUAUUGAAAUAAUCGUUCGUCGUUCCAAGAUGGGCGAUUGGUUUUUGUUGUAUUUAUUAGGUGAAAAUAUAGAUACAGUUAUAUUUCGUGAUGUUGUACAGGAUUUAGCAAAUCGUUUAGGACAUAACCAACACCACAGGGUGCCUGGAUUAAAAGGUGAAAUACAGGAUGCAUGAUAUUGGGAGUAUUAGAAACAAUACAAAAUGCAAUAUGUCGUCUCUAUAUAAAAACAACAACAUCAACAUUCAACUACUUAGUACAACAACAACAGCAGCAGCAACCGCUUCAUAAGUUCAAAAUAAAACUCAAAAAAAAAACGUAUCUUACAAAUACAACCAAAAAAACUAUCGUCAAUGCUAACACAUCGAAGUCAUUUUCAAUCAACAAGAGAGUAAAGCACAGAGGCACCUCAAUACCGAUAACGAUACCGAUAACGACAAAGAUAACGACAAAGAUAACGAUAAAGAUAAAGAUCAACAUUAAGAUAAAGAUAAAGAUAAUGAUAAGAUAUCAAUAGACCCAACCACACAACGAAUGAAAGCGGACUAAGCCGAACCAGAACUAACAUAAAGGUCAAAAGUAAAGGAAACGAAUCAACCAACAAAAGAAAAACUCAACAACGAACAUUAAAGGCAGAUCGAAAAGAUGAUAAUAUUGAUAGGAAUUAUUAACAAUCACGAGCAGCAGCAGCGGGAAACGGAGUUUGGGUGCAGCUGCAGCUAGUCAGCUCAGCCAGCGCCCAAGGACAUCGCAAGCAGUUGCACGUGGCGCCUGCAACUGUGGGCAUGCCCCAUGGAUUCAAGUCAAAAAGUUAUAAAAAUAGAAGUUGCCCAGGGACAAGGACAAAGUGUGUGCAAGAACCAACAAGGAAAGAACAACACAAAGACAAAAGAAA
Messenger RNA from Drosophila virilis, 2312 nucleotides. It is a transcript of the gene shakB, whose product is annotated as shaking B. The record is from RefSeq and is a predicted model, not a curated record. NCBI's taxonomy places the organism in Eukaryota, Metazoa, Arthropoda, Insecta, Diptera, Drosophilidae. Gene Ontology annotation, cellular component: plasma membrane; gap junction. Gene Ontology annotation, molecular function: gap junction channel activity.